This is a messenger RNA of Capsella rubella, 2309 nucleotides long. RefSeq names its product mitogen-activated protein kinase kinase kinase 2. Gene Ontology annotation, biological process: protein phosphorylation. The record is from RefSeq and is a predicted model, not a curated record. Lineage: Eukaryota; Viridiplantae; Streptophyta; Magnoliopsida; Brassicales; Brassicaceae. The transcript has 17 exons. Gene Ontology annotation, molecular function: protein kinase activity; ATP binding. The coding region runs from base 139 to 2115 and encodes 658 amino acids.
CCCACUUUUUCCCCCAACGCUCUCAUCGGCAUAGAAAUCUGAAAAUUCUCUUCUCUCCAUAACCCAAUCGAACCAGAUGAAACAACAUCACUGAGAAGAAGACGAAUCAUCAUCAUCAUCCUUAUCAAACCAUUUCAAAUGCAAGAUCUCUUUGGAUCAGUUCGCCGUUCACUAGUCUUCCGUACUACAAACACCGCCGCCGACGAUGAGAACCAAGAGAACCAUCCUCCGUUACCUACUCUCCUCGCCGAUAAAAUCUCUUCCUGUAUCCGUAAAUCGAGAGUUUUCGCUAAACCUCAUUCACCACCACCACCACCUCCGGUUAACUCCGCCGCCGUACUAAUUAAACCUCCGAUUCGGUGGCGGAAAGGUCAGUUAAUUGGUCGUGGUGCUUUUGGUACUGUGUAUAUGGGUAUGAAUCUUGAUUCCGGUGAACUUCUCGCCGUUAAACAGGUUCUGAUUGCAUCUAAUUGUGCAUCCAAGGAGAAAACUCAGGCUCAUAUUCAGGAGCUUGAAGAGGAAGUUAAGCUACUCAAGAAUCUCUCUCAUCCAAAUAUAGUUAGGUAUUUGGGUACGGUGAGGGAAGAUGAAACGUUGAAUAUCCUGCUUGAAUUUGUUCCUGGUGGAUCUAUAUCCUCUCUGUUGGAGAAAUUUGGACCUUUUCCAGAAUCUGUUGUUCGAACAUAUACGAACCAACUGCUUCUCGGGUUGGAGUAUCUUCACAGUCAUGCGAUUAUGCACCGUGACAUUAAGGGUGCUAAUAUCCUUGUGGAUAAUCAAGGAUGCAUUAAACUUGCUGAUUUUGGUGCAUCCAAACAGGUUGCUGAGUUGGCUACAAUUUCGGGAGCCAAAUCUAUGAAAGGCACUCCCUAUUGGAUGGCUCCAGAAGUUAUUCUUCAAACUGGGCAUAGCUUUUCUGCUGAUAUCUGGAGUGUAGGGUGCACAGUGAUUGAAAUGGUAACUGGGAAACCUCCUUGGAGCGAGCAAUAUAAAGAGAUUGCUGCUAUCUUUCACAUUGGAACGACGAAAUCACAUCCUCCAAUCCCUGACAAUCUCUCCUCUGACGCAAAAUAUUUUUUGCUCAAGUGUCUGCAGCAGGAACCAAAUCUGCGGCCAACAGCUUCUGAGCUGCUAAAGCAUCCAUUUGUUACGGACAAACAGAAGGAAUCUGCUAUACUUCUUGCUUCAGUCAUAGACAAUUCAAGCAGUCCUUUAUCAUCAGAAUUAACUGACAUGAAAAGCUAUCAAAUUCCUAGUAGUGAUGAUGUAGGAGACAUCUGUAACAUGGGUAGUCUUACUUGUACACUUGCUUUCCCUGAGAAUUCAAUCCAAAAUAACAGUUUGUGUCUACAAAGUAAUAACGGGUAUGAUGAGGAUGGUGAUGAUGAUGAUAUGUGUUUGAUUGACGAUGAUAAUUUCUUGACAUAUAAUGGGGAGACUGGCCCUACUCUUGACAAUAUUACUGAUGCCAAGGAGAAUUGUGAUACCAUGAGUGAGAUCUCUGAUGUGUUGAAGUGCAAAUUUGAUGAAAAUUCUGGAAAUGGAGAAACAGAGACGAAAGUUUGCAUGGAAGUUGACCACCCAUCAUACUCAGAAGACGAAAAUGAGCUUACCGAGUCAAAAAUUAAAUCUUUCUUAGAUGAGAAGGCGACGGAUCUAAAGAAGUUACAGACGCCUCUGUAUGAAGAAUUCUACAACAGUUUGAUCACAUGCACUGCCAGCUACAUGGACAGUAAUAUUAGUAACAAUAAACGAGAGGAAACACAUCGUGGUUUCUUGAAAUUGCCUCCAAAAAGUAAGUCUCCGAGUCAGGGCCAUAUUGGUCGGUCACCUACUAGAGCAACAGAUGCAGCCUGUUGCUCCAAGAGCCCAGAAAGCGGUAACAGCUCUGGUUUGCCGAAUAAUAGCAAUGCAAAUGCUGAUGCUGAACAUGAAUCAAACAACCAGAGUGUUGCAUUGUCAGAGAUAGAGAGAAAGUGGAAGGAAGAGCUUGAUCAAGAACUUGAAAGAAAGCGAAGAGAGAUUACUCGGCAAGCAGGGAUGGGAUCAUCGCCGAGAGACAGAAGCUUGAGCCGACAUAGAGAGAAGUCGAGAUUUGCAUCUCCAGGCAAAUGAUCUGUACAAAAAUCUCCAGCCAAUUUUGCACUUUUUUCUCUAAGGCUCGUGUACUGUUUCUAAAUCUUUGCUUUUUGAUCUUUCGAUUGCUCAAAUAGUAUAUAUAAUAUACCUAUAUAUAAAUGUUCCUCGUUUGCGCGAACUUGAAGUUUGAAUAUAUAUAAUUAUAUAUAGCUAAAGUAUUGUUUGCUUAA